Molecule: messenger RNA, 5222 nt
Organism: Linum trigynum
Lineage: Eukaryota; Viridiplantae; Streptophyta; Magnoliopsida; Malpighiales; Linaceae
Source: the annotation of a GenBank genome assembly
GAUGAUUAAGUCCAUUAAGCGCCGAUUUGGUUGAAUUUAUUCCAGGUCAAUUUUAGCGAGAUUCCAAAGGGUACCAUCAUAGAUAUCGGCGAUUUUUCAGAAAUGACAUUUUCUUUCGAUUCUGGAGGCUGCAGAUUAUGGAAUCAGGCCGAGCCUAUUCUCCACCGAUAAUGAAGUGUAUUGAUCCUUUUCUCCACGGAUGAUAAGUCCAAUAAGCACCGAUUUGAGCCAAUCAUUUUCUGAUGGCAUUUUCGUAAUUUUUUGGGCGACGAAAGGGCAUUUUCUUCGGAUUUUGAGGGCUACAAAUCACAGAUUGGGCCAGAGGUUAUUCUUCAACGAUGAUUAAGUCCAUUAAGCGACGAUUUGUGUGAAUUUAUUCGGGGACCAUUUUUUUCAGAUUCCAAAGGGGUACCAUCACAGAUUUCAGGUGAUUUAUCCGAAAUGCCAUUUUCUUUUGAUUCUAGAGGCUGCAGAUCACGGAAUCGGGCCGAGCCUAUUCACUCCCAAUAAUGAAGUCUAUUGAUCUUAUUCUCCACGAAUAAUAAGACCAAUAAGCACCGAUUUGAGCCAAUUCAUUUUCUGAUGGCAUUUUCGUAAUUUUUGGGCGACGAAAGGCCAUUUUCUUAGGAUUUUGAAGGCUACAGAUCACUGAUUCUGCCUGAGGCUAUUCUUCAACGAUGAUUAAGUCCAUUGAGCGCCGAUUUUGGAAAAUUUAAUACCGGUCCAUUUGUGCCAGAUUCCAAAGCGGUACCAUCACAGAUUUUGGCAAUUUUUCCGAAAUGCCAUUUUAUUCGAUUCUGGAGGCUGCAGAUCACAAAAUCAGGCCGAGCCUUUUCUCCAUCGAUAAUGAAGUCUAUUGAUCCUAUUCUCCACGGAUGAUAAGUCUAAUAAGCACCUAUUUGGGCCAAUUUAUUUUCGGAUGGAAUUUUCGUAAUUUUUUGGGCGACGAAAGGCCUUUUUCUUUGGAUUUUGAAGGCUACAGAUCACGGAUAUGUCCUGAGGCUAUUUUUCAACGAUGAUUAAGUCCAUUAAGCGCCGAUUUGGCCGAAUUUAUUCUGGGAACAUUUUUCCAGAUUCCAAAGGGUUACAAUCACAGAUUUCUGUCGAUUUAUCCGAAAUGACAUUUUCUUUUGAUUCUAGAGGCUGCAGAUCACGGAAUCAGGCCGAGCAUAUUCUCCAUCGAUAAUGAAGUCUAUUGAUCCUAUUCUCCACGGAUGAUAGGUCCAUUAAACAGCGAAUUGGGCCAAUUUGAAUUUUGAAUGCUACACAUCACGGAUUCGACCUGAGGUUAUUCUUCAACGAUGAUUAAGUCCAUUAACCGCCAAUUUGGGCAAAUUUAUUCCGGUUCCAUUUUUGCCAGAUUCCAAAGUGGUACCAUCACAGAUUACGACGAUUUAUCCGAAAUUCCAUUUUCAUUUGAUUCUGGAGGCUGCACAUCACGGAAUUCAGGCCGAGCCUAUUCUCCACCGAUAAUGAAGUCUAUUGAUCCUAUUCUCCACAGAUGAUAGGUCUAUUAAGCGCCGAUUGGGACAAUUUAUUUUCGGAUGGCAUUUUCGUAAUUUUUUGGGCGACGAAAGGCCUUUUCUUUUGAUUUUGAAGGCUACAGAUCACGGAUUCGUCCUGAGGCUAUUCUUCAACGAUGAUUAAGUCCAUUAAGCGCCAAUUUGGGCGAAUUUAUUAUGCGUCCAUUUUUGUUAGAUUCCAAAGGGGUACCAUCACAGAUUUCGGCGAUUUUUCGGAAAUACCAUUUUCUUUCGAGUCUGGAGGCUGCAGAUUAUGGAAUCAGGCCGAGCCUAUUCUCCAACAAUAAUGAAGUCUAUCGAUCCUUUUCUCCAUGGAUGAUAAGUCCAAUAAGCACCGAUUUGAGCCAAUCAUUUUCUGAUGGCAUUUUCGUAAUUUUGUGGGCGAUGAAUGGCCAUUUUCUUCAGAUUUUGAGGGCUACAGAUCACGGAUUCGCCCUGAGGCUAUUCUUCAACGAUGAUUAAGUCCAUUAAGCGCCGAUUUGGGCAAAUUUAUUAUGGGUCCAUUUUUGCCAGAUUCGAAAGGGGUACCAUCACAGAUUUUGGCAAUUUUUCCAAAAUGCCAUUUUCUUUCGAUUCUGGAGGCUGCAGAUCACGAAAUCAGGCUGAGCCUAUUCUCCACAGAUAAUGAAGUCUAUUGAUUCUAUUCUCCACGGAUGAUAAGUCCAUUAAGCAGUGAUUUGGGCCAAUUUAUUUUCGGAUGGCAUUUUCAUAAUUUUUUGGGCGACGAAAGACCUUUUUCUUUGGAUUUUUAAGACUACAAAUCACGGAUUCGGCAUGAGGCUAUUCUUCAACGAUGAUUAAGUCCAUUAAGCGACGAUUUGGGCGAAUUUAUUCCGGGACCAUUUUUUCCAGAUUCCAAAGGGGUACCGUCACAGAUUUCGGGUGAUUUAUCCGAAAUGCCAUUUUCUUUUGAUUCUAGAGGCUGCAGAUCACGGAAUCAGGCCGAGCCUAUUCUCUACCGAUAAUGAAGUCUAUUGAUCCUAUUCUCCACGAAUGAUAAGUCCAAUAAGCACCGAUUUAGGCCAAUUUAUAUUCGGAUGGCAUUUUCGUUAUUUUUUCCGCGACGAAAGGCCAUUUUCUAUGGAUUUUGAAGGCUGCAGAUCACUGAUUCGGCCUGAGGCUAUUCUUCAACGAUGAUUAAGUCCAUUAAGCACCGAUUUGGGAAAAUUUAUUCCAGGUCAAUUUUUGCGAGAUUCUAAAGGGUAACAUCACAGAUUUUGGCGAUUUUUCCAAAAUGCCAUUUUCUUUCGAUUCUGGAGGCUGCAGAUCACGGAACCAGGCCGAGCCUAUUCUCCACCGAUAAUGAAGUCUAUUGAUCCUAUUCUCCACGGAUGAUAAGUCCAUUAAGCACCGAUCGGGGCCAAUUUAUUGGGCGACGAAAGGCCUUUUUGUAAUUUUUUGGGCGACGAAAGGCCUUUUUCUUUGGAUUUUUAAGACUACAAAUCACAGAUUCGGCAUGAGGCUAUUCUUCAACGAUGAUUAAGUCCUUUAAGCGCCGAUUUGGGUGAAUUUAUUCUGGGACCAUUUUUGGCAGAUUCCAAAGGGGUACCAUCACAGAUUUCGGGCGAUUUAUUCAAAAUGUCAUUUUCUUUCGAUUCUGGAGGCUGCAUAUCAUGGAAUCAGGCCGAGCCUAUUCUCCACCGAUAAUGAAGUCUAUUGAUCCUAUUCUUCACGGAUGAUAAGUCCAUUAAGCAGCGAUUUGGGCCAAUUUAUUUUCGGAUGGCAUUUUCUUAAUUUUUUGGGCGACGAAAGGCCAUUUUCUUUGGAUUUUGAAGGCUACAAAUCACAGAUUCGGCCAGAGGCUAUUCUUCAACGAUGAUUAACUCCAUUAAGAGCAGAUUUGGGCGAAUUUAUUCCGGGCCCAUUUUGGACAGAUUCCAACGGGGUACCAUCACAGAUUUCGGGCGAUUUUCCGAAAUGCCAGUUUCUUUCGAUUCUGGGGGCCGCAGAUCACGAAAUCAGGCCGAGCCGAUUCUCCACCGAUAAUGAAGUCUAUUGACCCUAUUCUCCACGUAUGAUAAGUCUAAUAAGCACCGAUUUGUGGCAAUUUAUUAUCGGAUGGCAUUUUCGUAAUUUUUUGGGCAACGAAAGGCCUUUUUCUUUGGAUUUUGAACGCUACAGAUCAAUGGAUUAAGCCUGAGGCUAUUCUUCAACGAUGAUUAAGUCUAUUAAACGACGAUUUGGGCGAAUUUAUUCCGGGACCAUUUUUUCUAUAUUCCAAAGGGGUACCAUCACAGAUUUCGGGUGAUUUAUCCGAAAUGCCAUUUUCUUUUGAUUCUAGUGGCUGCAGAUCAUGGAAUCAGGCGGAGCCUAUUCUCUACCGAUAAUGAAGUCUAUUGAUCCUAUUCUCCAAGAAUGAUAAGUCCAAUAAGCACCGAUUUAAACCAAUUUAUAUUCGGAUGGCAUUUUCGUUAUUUUUUGCGCGACGAAAGGCCAUUUUCUAUGGAUUUUGAAGGCUGCAGAUCACUGAUUUGGCCUGAGGCUAUUCUUCAACGAUGAUUAAGUCCAUUAAGCACCGAUUUGGGAGAAUUUAUUCCGAGUCAAUUUUUGUGAGAUUCCAAAGGGGUACCAUCGCAGAUUUUGGCAAUUUUUCCAAAAUGUCAUUUUCUUUCGAUUCUGGAGGCUGCAGAUCACGGAAUCAGGCCGAGCCUAUUCUCCACCGAUAAUGAAGUCUAUUGAUCCUAUUCUCGACGAAUGAUAAGUCCAUUAAGCACCGAUUGGGGCCAAUUUAUUUUCGGAUGGCAUUUUCAUAAUUUUUUGGGCGACGAAAGACCUUUUUCUUUGGAUUUUUAAGACUACAAAUCACGGAUUCGGCAUGAGGGUAUUCUUCAACGAUGAUUAAGUCCUUUAAGCGCCGAUUUGGGCGAAUUUAUUCUGGGACCAUUUUUGGCAGAUUCCAAAGGGGUACCAUCAGAGAUUUCGUGCGAUUUAUUCGAAAUGCCAUUUUCUUUCGAUUCUGGAGACUGCAGAUCACGGAAUCCGGCCUAGCCUUUACUCCUCCGAUAAUGAAGUCUAUUGAUCCUAUUCUCCACGGAUGAUAAGUCCAAUAAGCACCGAUUUGGGCCAAUUUAUUUUUGGAUGGCAUUUUCGUAAUUUUAUGGGUGACGAAAGGCCUUUUUUUGGAUUUUUAAGACUACAGAUCACGGAUUCACCCUGAGGCUAUUCUUCAACGAUGAUUAAGUCCAUUAAGCACCGAUUUGGGUCAAUUUAUUCCAGGUCAAUUUUUGCGAGAUUCCAAAGGGUACCAUCACAGAUAUCGGCGAUUUUUCUGAAAUGACAUUUUCUUUCGAUUCUGGAGACUGCAGAUCACGGAAUCAGGCCUAGCCUUUUCUCCACCGAUAAUGAAGUCUAUUGAUCCUAUUCUCCACGGAUGAUAAGUCCAAUAAGCACAGAUUUGGGCCAAUUUAUUUUCGGAUGGCAUUUUCGUAAUUUUUUGGGCGACGAAAGGCCAAUUUAGUUGAAUUUUGAAGACUACAGAUCACGGAUUCGGCCUGCGGUUAUUCUUCAACGAUGAUUAAGUCCAUUAAGCGUCGAUUUGGGCAAAUUUAUUCCGGGUCCAUUUUUUCCAAAUUCCAAAGUGGUACCAUCACAGAUUUCGGCGAUUUAUCCGAAAUUCCAUUUUCAUUUGAUUUUGGUGGCUGCACAUCACGGAAUUAGGCCGAGCCUAUUCUCCACCGAUAAUGAAGUCUAUUGAUCCUA